AUAUGAACUCGCUUGCUGAAAUUUCUGCCGGUUUUCAUGUAAGAAUCUACCGGUCAAAAGAUCCUAGAUGGUGAUGGUUUUUUUUUUUUUUUUUUAAUGCCUACCAAGGUGCUGUGCAAUCUUCCAAGUAACAAUUGCUUGGCAAUUGCAGAACAACUUCCAAUGACUUUUCUCCUAUUAAUUUUCUAAGCAACUCAACAAGAAUUCAAGCCACAGAGAGCAUUAUAAACGAAAUGAACUUGCAAGAUUACAUCUGAAGCUGUAUAAGAAAUGAUCUCCAUGAAUAGACAGGAAGUUCAAAACUCACGCACCAAACCAGCAGAGAUGAUAGGCAAUGAAGACGAUAUUCUCAUUAAUGGAAGCUCAAAAUUUCCCUCUGCCCUCUUCUUGCGGGUGCCGCCUUCUUCGAACAAGCCUAAAUACCACUUCCUUUCACUAGAUGGAAAUCCAGUUCGUGAUCCAAUCAGAUCUCUCACUUUCGCUGAUGACUCUGCAGGCAUCAGUAUUUUACAAUCUUGCAAUGGCUUGUUGUUGUGCCGCAGCAACCGCCGUACUGGAGAAUAUAAUCGGAACUACUACAUUUACAAUCCCACAACCAACAAAUACACUAUCCUUCCCCAGCCGGGCAACAGAAUUCCAAACACUAUUUUUUGUGUUAUUUUGGCUUUUGAUCCCUCGAGAUCGAGCUAUUACAAAGUUGUUUUUGUUCGGAGCUCAAGGUCAUCUCCUUAUCUUUACCAGUUGGAGAUAUACUCAUCUGAAACUCAACUUUGGAGUUUCUCUAGUGAAAUUCCCAAGGUUAAUUACAGUCGAUGGGCCUAUUGUUGUGGUGCCAUUUAUUGGAUGAGUUACUCUAGGAAUUUCCUAUGUUUUGAAGUUGAUCAAGAGAGAUUUCGAGAAAUCCCAAUGCCUGAAAUUCCUGAUGAUUGGGGCCAACAGCCCAUUUGCAGAUACUUUAGAGAGCUUGGAGGCCGCCUGCAUCUUAUCUUGACCAAUGGCAGGCACAGUACCCGGCAGUUUGAUGUUUAUGAGAUGGAAAAAGACUUAUCUGGGUGGUUUGUGAAGUACCGAGUCGACCUCAACGCACUUAUAUCGCAACAUCCAGAGAUGACUCGUAGCUACGCUCACCCAUCAGAUUGGGAUUACCAUGCAUUUAGCGUACUAGCUGUUGUUUGUAAAGAAAGUGAAGGGUCAUUCAUGGUGUUGCAUAUACCUGGUAAGGCCAUCUCCUACAGUUUCAAAGAUAGAACUUGCACAUUGCUCCAUGAUUUUGCUCCUGGUUGCACAGACAUCGAGGGAUGUACAACGUUCGAAGGUAAGGAUGUGUAUCCCUACAUCGGAACUUUCGCCCGAGUAGGAAGUUGGCCUUUAGCAAAUGUAGGAUAGAUUAUAGGUUGUUCAAGCUUCUAGUAGACCAGCUAGCUGGAGGUCUGUCUUUUCUUCUGUCAAUUUUGACUGUUUCUUUUUUCUGAUAUAAGAACUAAAUUAUAAACGAAAACAUGGCUAAUUCAUGGCUGGUUGUACGUAUGCUCGCUCAAUUAUCUUCAACAAUGCAAGGGUUUUACGCAUCA
Theobroma cacao (cacao) is the source of this 1571-nucleotide messenger RNA. RefSeq names its product F-box protein At5g07610-like. The record is from RefSeq and is a predicted model, not a curated record. Lineage: Eukaryota; Viridiplantae; Streptophyta; Magnoliopsida; Malvales; Malvaceae.